This is a messenger RNA of Helicoverpa zea (corn earworm), 1261 nucleotides long. RefSeq names its product zinc-type alcohol dehydrogenase-like protein SERP1785. The transcript has 2 exons. NCBI's taxonomy places the organism in Eukaryota, Metazoa, Arthropoda, Insecta, Lepidoptera, Noctuidae. Gene Ontology annotation, molecular function: oxidoreductase activity; zinc ion binding. The record is from RefSeq and is a predicted model, not a curated record. The coding region runs from base 186 to 1217 and encodes 343 amino acids.
GGAUGGAAGAGGGAAAGCUGAAAUGCACCCUGACGAAUACGAUGGGACCAAUCAACGCUGCCAACUUAAAAGAAGCUCACAAAUUAAUAGAAAGCAAAAAAAUGAUUGGAAAACUAGUGUUAUCAGGAUUUUAACUAGUAAUAUUCUUUCCUUCACUCUCCGAAUACGUGUAUGCAGCGACUAAAAUGGUUAGUCUACCAAAAUCAAUGAAAGCUGUUGGACUGUACAAAUAUUUGCCCAUAGAAGAUGAAGAAAGUCUUCUGGACGUAGAAGUGAAUUUGCCAAGUGUUAACGAAUCGGACGUGCUAAUUGAAGUUAAAGCAACUGCUGUGAAUCCUAUUGAUGCCAAACAACGCGCUCCUAAAUCUAAUAUAGAAGCUACUCCUCGUAUCUUGGGAUGGGACGGCGCGGGAAUUAUAGUAUCGAAAGGGGAGCAAGUCAGUUUAUUCAAUGUCGGCGAAGAAGUAUUUUUCACCGGCGACUUGAGGAGAAGUGGUACGAAUGCACAAUACAUAGCCGUUGACCAGUUUCUAGUGGGUAAGAAACCUAAGAACUGGACUUUUGAACAAGCUGCCGCUAUGGCACUGACUUCGCUCACUACAUUCGAAUCUAUUUAUGAUCGCUUGCUACUCUCAGAGAAGGAUAAAGGCAAAUCUCUUCUGAUCAUCAACAGCGCUGGCGGAGUGGGAUCGGUAGCCACACAGGUCGGUAAAAACUUGGGCCUAAAAGUUAUUGGUACUGCAUCACGUCCUGAAACACAAGCUUUUACUCAAGAAUAUGGAGCAGACAUAGUUCUCAACCACGCUGAAGAUUUAAUACCACAACUAGAAGCUAAUGGUUUCGGCGAAGGUGUGGACUUUAUCUUAGUAAACUACGAUCCUGCCCCGUAUUGGGAUACACUGAUGAAAGCUAUCAAACCUCAGGGUAGAAUAUGUUUGAUUGUUGAUAGCAGUGCACCGGUAGAUAUUAGACCAUUGAAAGACAAAAGUGUAACUUUGGUAUCAGAAAUGAUGGCGACUAGGAUUAAGUAUAAUACCGUGGAUAGGAUCAGGCAUCAUGAACUGAUGAAUGAGAUAUCUAAGUGGAUGGAGGAAGGGAAGUUAAAAUGUACCCUGAAGAAGACCAUGAGCCCCAUUAAUGCUGCCAACUUACGAGAGGCUCAUAAACUACUCGAGGAAAAACGUUUGAUUGGAAAACUUGUGCUUUCUGGAUUCUAGUCGAAAUUGGCACCAAAAUUAUAUUUUAAGUUUUUGAAUUCCAA